This is a messenger RNA of Xenia sp. Carnegie-2017, 1067 nucleotides long. RefSeq names its product zinc finger C4H2 domain-containing protein-like. The transcript has 5 exons. The record is from RefSeq and is a predicted model, not a curated record. Gene Ontology annotation, cellular component: nucleus. Gene Ontology annotation, biological process: positive regulation of neuron differentiation. Bases 125 to 871 code for a protein of 248 amino acids. NCBI's taxonomy places the organism in Eukaryota, Metazoa, Cnidaria, Anthozoa, Malacalcyonacea, Xeniidae.
UUCGAUCUCUUCUUGAACUGGCAAGCUUUGAAGUGUGGUCUUUCGUAGCAUUCUUAAGAGAUAGAUAAAGAUAACAAGCGCAGAUGAAGCGAAAUUUUCAAUGUUAUGAACAAAGACGCUGAAGAUGGCUCUGCCGGCGACGAGCAAAACCUUGGAAAUUCAACAAACAAAAUGUGACAACGAUGAAGACGAUACUGUUGUAGCGUCAAAAUUGGAAAAAGUGAAAGAAAUAAAAAUAAAAAUGGACGAGUUACAUCGACUUCAGAAUAUGCUGAUGCAAGAAUGGGAAACUACGGAGCGCGAAGAUAAAUGUUUACAUGAAUAUCAAAGCGAAAUGGAUCAACUUUUGCAGGAAAAAAUGUCACAUGUAGAAGAACUGAGAUUAAUCCAUGCCGACAUUAAUAUGAUGGAAAACACCAUGAAACAAUCGCAGAAAUCGAGAGAUCGUUGCUUGGAUAACGUCCGCCGACUGCACGCUGAUUAUAUACCAUUGAAGGAAGAGAUUGAUAAAAUGAGAGAUUCCAUUGGUUUGGAUAAACUACCAGGAUUGCCAGAUGAAGAAAAACUGAAAAAAGAUUACUUAAACAAUAACCGAACAAGACCAACAUGGCUACACUCGCCCCCAGACUUCCUACCUCCAACAGUCACAUCUCAAAUCAUGGUGGCCACCAGAGCAGCCAAUCAGAUGGUGAGCAAGCCUUUAACACCUUUGGAUAGCCGACCAUUCAGACAGCAGCCUCCACCAAUGAAAUCUUGUCUAUCGUGUCAUCAACAGAUACACCGCAAUGCUCCCAUAUGUCCCCUGUGCAAAGCCAAGAGUCGUUCAAGACACCCUAAGAAAAACAAACGAAAACACGAGGAAACAAAUUAGAGAAACCAUAUCAAUAUAUACACCACAAUACCCCCAUAUGUCCCUAAUAAAUUAAAGAUUGUACAACUUAUGAAAAUAUAUCGUAGAAUAUAUACAGACCGCUAUAAAUAAAAUAAGAAAAAAGUUGAACAAAACUAUUCACUAAAUGAUAUAUAAAGUUAGCAAAGUCACACACAAUAUAUUGUUGAUACAUGAA